This is a messenger RNA of Salvelinus fontinalis (brook trout), 10832 nucleotides long. RefSeq names its product leucine zipper putative tumor suppressor 2 homolog. The record is from RefSeq and is a predicted model, not a curated record. Gene Ontology annotation, biological process: negative regulation of canonical Wnt signaling pathway; cell division. NCBI's taxonomy places the organism in Eukaryota, Metazoa, Chordata, Actinopteri, Salmoniformes, Salmonidae. The coding region runs from base 3083 to 5455 and encodes 790 amino acids. The transcript has 8 exons.
UUGGAUAGAAAACAAUCUGAAGUUUCUAAAACUGUUUGAAUUAUGUCUGUGAGUAUAACAGAACUCAUAUGGCAGGCAAAAACCUGAGAAGUUCCACUUCCUGUUUGAAUUUUUUCUGAGGUGGCAGAUUUUCAACCAAGCACUCAAUGAAAUUACAGCGAGAUAUGAAUGAGUUUUCACUUCCUACGGCUUCCACUAGAUGUCAACAGUCAAUAGAACUUUGUCUGAUGACUCUAAUGUGAAGGGGGGCUGAAGGAGGAAUGAGUAAUCACUGCCAUGAGCUGAGCAUGCUUUCACCAUGCGCUUUCACAUGAGGAGGACCUCCGUUCCACCUCUCUUCUGAAGUCAAUCCAAUUCUCCGGUUGGAACGUUAUUCAAGAUGUAUGUUAACAACAUUCUAAAGAUUGAUUCAGUACAUCGUUUGACAUGUUUCUACUGACUGUUACGGAACUUUUGGACAUUUCGUCACGUUAUAGUGGAGGCGCUUUGUAAGUUUGGAAUUGUUUACCAAAGCCGCUAACCAAAGUAGCUAAUUGGACAUAAAUAACGGACAUUAUCGAACAAAUCAAGCAUUUAUUGUGGACCUGGGAUUCCUAGGACUGCAUUCUGAUGAAGAUCAUCAAAGGUAAGGAAACAUUUAUCAUGUAUUUUCUGGUUUCUGUUGACCCCAACAUGGCGGCUAAUUUGGCUAUUGUUCUGAGCUCCGUCUCAGAUUAUUGCAUGAUUUGCUUUUUCCGUAAAGUGUUUUUUAAAUCUGACACAGCGGUUGCAUUAAGGAGAGGUAUAUCUAUAAUUCCAUGUGUAUAACUUGUAUUAUCAUCUACAUUUAUGAUGAGUAUUUCUGUUGAAACGAUGUGGCUAUGCAAAAUCACUUGAUGUUUUUGGAACUAGUGAAUGUAACGCGCCAAUGUAAACUCAGAUUUUUUGUUAUAAAUAUGAACUUUAUCAAACAAAACAUGCAUGUAUUGUGUAACAUGAAGUCCUAUGAGUGUCAUCUGAUGAAGAUAAUCAAAGGUUAGUGAUACAUUUUAUCUCUAUUUCUGCUUUUUCUGACUGCUAUCUUUCGCUGGAAAAAUGACUGUGCUUAUUGUGGUUUUGUGGUGACUUAACAUAAGAAGGCAGAGCUGCGCUUUAUUAUGGACAGACUUCUCUCCAUUUGACCUACUGUUGUAUCAAUAUACACUGCUCAAAAAAAUAAAGGGAACACUUAAACAACACAAUGUAACUCCAAGUCAAUCACACUUCUGUGAAAUCAAACUGUCCACUUAGGAAGCAACACUGAUUGACAAUAAAUUUCACAUGCUGUUGUGCAAAUGGAAUAGACAAAAGGUGGAAAUUAUAUGCAAUUAGCAAGACACCCCCAAAAAAGGAAUGGUUCUGCAGGUGGUGACCACAGACCACUUCUCAGUUCCUAUGCUUCCUGGCUGAUGUUUUGGUCAUUUUUGAAUGCUGGCGGUGCUUUCACUCUAGUGGUAGCAUGAGACGGAGUCUACAACCCACACAAGUGGCUCAGGUAGUGCAGUUCAUCCAGGAUGGCACAUCAAUGCGAGCUGUGGCAAAAAGGUUUGCUGUGUCUGUCAGCGUAGUGUCCAGAGCAUGGAGGCGCUACCAGGAGACAGGCCAGUACAUCAGGAGACGUGGAGGAGGCCGUAGGAGGGCAACAACCCAGCAGCAGGACCGCUACCUCCGCCUUUGUGCAAGAAGGUGCACUGCCAGAGCCCUGCAAAAUGACCUCCAGCAGGCCACAAAUGUGCAUGAACAUGACCAUUUACAAUCCAGGGUUACUCCAAGCAGUUUAGUCUCCUCAACUUGCUCAAUUUCCACAUGAUUUAUUACAAGAUUUAGUUGAGGUUUAGGGUUUAGUGAAUUAUUUGUCCCAAAUACAAUGCUUUUCGUUUGUAACUAACUGCAGCUCUUUGUUAGUUGUUGCAGACAUUUCAGUCGCUGUAGCAGCUGACAUGUAUAGUGUUGAGUUAUCCGCAUACAUAGACACACUGAUUUUACUCAAAGCCUGUGGCACGUCGUUAGUAAAGAUUGAAAAAGUAAGGGGCCUAGACAGCUGCCCUGGGGAAAUCCUGAUUUUACCUGGAUUAUGUUUGAGAGGCUUCCAUUAAAGAACACCCUCUGUGUUCUGUUAGACAGGUAACUCUUUAUUCACUAUACAGCAGGGGGUGUAAAGCCAUAACACAUACAUUUUUCCAGCAGCAGACAAUGAUCGAUAAUGUCAAAAGCCACACUGAAGUCUAACAAGACAGUCCCCACAAUCUUUUUAGCAUAGAUUUCUCUCAGCCAAUCAUCUGUCAUUUGUGUAAGUGCCGUGCUUGUUUAAUGUCCUUCCCUAUAAGCAUGCUGAAAGUUUGUUGUCAAUUUGUUUACUGUAAAAUAGCAUUAUAUCUGGUCAAACACCAUUUUUUCCAAAAGUUGAUAACAGGCUGAUUGGUCGACUAUUUGAGCCAGUAAAGGGGGCUUUACUAUUCCUAAGUAGCGGAACUACUUUAGCUUCCCUCCAGGCCUGGGGGUACACUUUCUAGUAGGCUUAAAUUGAAAAUAUGGCUAAUAGGAGUGGCAAUAUCGUCCGCUAUUAUCCUCAGUAAUUUUCCAUCCAAGUUGUCAGACCCUGGUGGUGGUGGUGGUGGGGUGUGUGUGUGUGUGUGUGUGUGUGUGUGUGCGUGUGAACGAGAGAGAAAAAGAAAAGCGAGGAGAGAAUUGGAGGAAAGCUGAGUGUGUGUGAGAAGUAGUGGGGGCCAGCAAACAAAGUGAGAGCAGAGGGUGGAGGAGGGGAAGGAGGCGGAGCUAAGACAGACAGCAGGGAAGGAAGAAAAGCAGAGUAGGGGGAAAGAGAGGAGAAGAGAUCAAAGGGGAGAAGGAAAGAGUGCUUCCUUUUAAAACUCCUCACAGUGGUUUGUGGAAUAAAGGAAAGUUAGAGGAGAACGAGAGAGGAGAAACAGAGAGGAAGAUUUGAGUUAACGAACUGGGACCAUAGUGAUUUUUUUUCAGGAGAGACGGAGACAAGUGGAGGCAGCAAUGCAGGCGUUUCACUGGGAGUGUGUGUUCAGUGUAUGUCCGGCGUUGUCCAGGUACCAUGGCUCUGGUUCAGACCCUGCCUGUGUCCACGACUGACAACCACAAGCCUCCUACCAGUCUCGACAUCGUCUCCCUCUCCCCCGUGGUUGGAGGGCCCUGUGGCCCCGGACCCACCAUGGGCUCCGUCAGCAGCCUCAUCUCUGGCCGGACCUAUCAGGAGCAGCGACACUGCCGGGCCGCCAGCGAGUUCAGCACUAAGACACGCCAUAACACCCCAACCACCAGCUGUUUCAGGCUCCAGGGUGAUAACAACACCCUGCACAGCGCGAGCUCCCUGGAACAACUACUGGUCAUCAACAACCAGACCCAGACCCAGACCACACAGCUCCAGCCCCCGCCACUGCCCACCAAGAAGCAGCCCCGGGCAGGUAACUCUGCUGGUGGGGCAGGGAAUGGAAACUAUGGGUUUGUGACUGAGGUGGUGACUGUAGGAGACUGGAAUGAUAACCAUGUGGUGGCGGUCGGGAGUCCGUGUAGCGACUCGGAGGAGCAGAGGGAUAACCGAGGUCUCAACGGGAAUAUUGGCGGUCCGCCGCCCAAACUCAUCCCUGUGUCGGGAAAACUGGAGAAAAACAUGGAGAAGUUUCUGAUCCGUCCCACUGCGUUCAAACCAGUGGUCCCCAAGAACCGUCACUCGGUGCAGUACCUCUCCCCGAGGCCAGGGGGCAGCCUCUCUGAGAGCCAGGGCAGCCUCAACCUCCUCUUGCCCCUACCUAUCAAUGGGAAUAAUGGAAAUACUGCGGUCAACAGCCCGGGGAGCUACGGAAAUGUCGUAUCUCUGCUCUGCUCCUCCUCUUCCUCGGACAGCAAAAGGAACUCGUACAGCGGAGGACGCAACGCUCGCAGCAGCCAGUCCUGCUCCAUGUCAGACUCUGGCCGUAACUCCCUGUCCAGCCUCCCCACUCACAGCAGUACCGGCUACAGCUUGGCCCACAGCGAGGCCUCUGGGUCUGGAGGGUCCGGGGUGGGCCUGGAGCCUGGGGCUGGAAGAACUACUACUACCAACAGAGGAGGGUCGGUGACCCACGGAGUUCACAGUCACUCAACCUCCCACGGUCACUCUAACUCGGACAGCGGGCGUUCGUCAUCCAGUAAGAGCACGGGGUCGCUGAGCGGGCGCGGCCAGCCCCUGUCGGACAGUGGGUCAUGUGGGCACUCACCUCCGCCCCUGGAGGGGUACGAGGGGGUGAUGAGGGAGCUGGAGGAGAAGCUGAGGGAGAGGGAUUUGGAACUGCAGCAGCUUAGAGAGAACCUGGACGAGAACGAAGCCGCCAUCUGUCAGGUGUACGAGGAAAAGCAGCGUCGCUGUGAGAGGGAGCUGGAGGAAAUGAGACAGAGCUGCUCUUCCAAGAUGAAACAGGCUACACAGAAGGCACAGAGAGUACAACAGGCCUUACAACUACAGGUGUUCCAGCUGCAGCAGGAGAAAAAGAAACUUCAGGAGGACUUCUCCUCUCUGCUGCAGGACAGGGAGGUGCUGGAGAGGAGGUGUGCCUCCAUACAGAGAGAACAGAUCCAGUUCGGACCGCGCCUAGAGGAGACGAAGUGGGAGGUGUGUCAGAAGUCAGGUGAGAUAUCCCUGUUGAAACAGCAACUGAAGGAGAUCCAGUCAGAGCUGAGCCAGAAGGGUGGGGAGCUGGUGGUCCUGAAGUCCCAGCUGAGGGAGGCCAGGACUGACCUCCAAAACAGCCAGGCCAGGAGCCAGGAGGCUGGGUCGGCCCUGCGGACACGCUCCCUGGAGCUAGAGGUCUGCGAGAAUGAGCUCCAGCGCAGGAAGAGCGAGGCUGAGCUUCUCCGCGAGAAAGUCAUACGCUUGCAAGAAGAGUCGGCCCAGCUUCGAGGUGCCCUGGCCAAUCAGGGAGGAGGCUAUCUUCCUGGAGGCCAGGCGCCGGCUAAUAAGGGCCAGUGCAUGAGCCUGCCCCUCCCCCAGGGCCGUGCGGGUAUGGAGGGUGGAAAGGGGGGCCCCAGCCCCUCUAUGGGGUACCGUGAGGCGGAGGAGGGCAGGCUGGUAUGGGGAGGGGAGAGUGAUGAGGCCAAGACUCAGAGGCAGAGUGCUGAAGCUGUGCUGGGACUCAGGCAACAGGUGGAGAGACUGAGGGCAGAGCUGAUGUACGAGAGGAGGAGCAGUGAGGAGCAGCUGGGAGGAUUCGAGGAGGAGAGGAGGGUCUGGCAGGAAGAGAAGGAAAAGGUGAUCCGCUACCAGAAGCAGCUGCAGCAGAACUACAUCCAGAUGUACAGGAGGAACAGAGAUCUGGAGAGGGUGAUGAGAGAGCUCAGUCUAGAGCUGGAGAACAGAGACAUAGAGGACUACGACAUCCACAGCGGCAGCAACGACAUCCACUUUGAGGAGAUGACCGCUACUGAGAUCUAGAGGGGACAACACAGGGGUGUCCUCUCACCCCAUUGAGAUUUAGAGACCAGACAGGGACGUCGUCUAACCCCAGUGAUAUCCAAAUCAAAUUGUAUUGGUCACAUACAUGUGUUUAGCAUAUGUUAAAUGCUUGUGUUUCUAGCUCAGACAGUAGCACCUUCUGAUAUUUAGAGACAAGUGUGUCCUCUCGCCCGCAUGACUAUUAAUACCAGCACCCUGAAAUGAUCUGAUUUCCCCAUCACUGCUACUGAGAGGGCUGUGUCCAAAACGGAACCCCAUUUCCUAUGUAGUGCACUACCUUUGGCUAGAGAACAGGGUGCCAUUUGAAAUUUGCAUCUAGAAUACCGAGGGUAUAUCUGAACGUAUUCCCCUAACCACAGUACAAGCACUCUUUACUUCUUUAUGGACCGUUUGCUGUCAUGGACAUUAAGGGAGCAUCUCUGUUUAAGGGUGGAUCUGCAGACUUAAAAGAGAGGUUAGUGUGUAUCUCAAUAGUUGAGAGUGUCUUCCUCCCCAGAGUAAGAUUCGCCCUCAGACCAACACAUCCUUCUUGCCUCCUCACAUGGGUUUGAUUGCCCAACUCUUUGGGACGUAUAUUAUGACUUUUGACUUGAGAAACAAGCAGGUACCACUCAAACCUCGCUCAAAUCAGUGUAUUGAAAGCAAAGGGGAGAAUCAAGUCAAGUAUAAUCACAUCUGUAUGGAGCACACAGGUGUGACUACCUGACCACCAGCACAUAAUGGUGACGUUACUAUAACGAUGACAUCAUCACCACUCGACUGGUUCGUCCACAGGACUUUGUGCACCUUUGCACUAAAGCAAUGAUGUAAUAACACUUUCACAAUUUGUGCUGUCAAUGUUAUAUAUACAGUGUUCAAUGGAUCAGCAACUCAUCUAGAAGUAGUACGGAAAGGACAAGAAAUACUCCGCUGGCCAGGAAAUAUGGAUUUAUAUUCGGUGGAAUUGGAAGCCACAACCUUGUCUUUUCUCAGCUAUGGAAAGACUACUGUAUGUAGUAUUUCGAUGGGAUGUAUAAGGACUCUUGGCACAAAUAGCAAAUGCAACUGUUCAGUUUUCAGCACUGGCUAAGAAAGGAACUGUCGUCUACACUCUUCCUUGUUCAUGGAAUCUUCAAACAUCCUGGAUUUCUAUCAUUGGCUGCUUGUAGCUAACAUGUCAACAUUCUCUUCUGUCAUUGGCUGAACCAUAUCUGUCAGUUGAUAUUGACUCUCAGCUCCCCAUGUCAGACUGAGAGAUGUGGUGAGAAGGAAGAGAAAACCAAAAGAAGACAUCAAAGGCUUAAUGUGAGUGCUGUGUUGUGCUCCUCCUCUCUCUAAGCCAAUAGUCACCCUAUUGUAUCUUCUCUACAACCUCUCUCAUGUGAAUGACACAAAUAGAAGCAUGUAGCACUAUGAGGGAGUGAUAUGUGAGGGAGAUAUCAGCACAAAUGCAACCGCUGCCCUUCUCUAUCUCAGCACAAACUGUCAUAUCAGAGGAAGAAACACCUUGAUUGGUCAACUCAAGCUGCCCGUCAAAGAUAUCGAUGCUGCAUUGGCUGCUGGGACUGUUAUGGAGCCGUCUUGGAUCAGUGAGCAUAUGGUGUCACUUUUCCUUAUGGUAUCACAGUGAAACCAACAAAACAUCCCUGUUCAACUGUACUUUGCUCCUCCCUCCCUUGGCCUCUCUCCCUGUCGCACACGCUGGACUUUGAAUACUCUUCUAACGUUUUACCUUUUAUUACUAGACCCCCCCCCCCUCUCCCUCCCUCUCAUCAAAAAGCCAAGUAACACUUCCUAGACUUCCUGUCCAUUCUGGCCAGUGACUGUGAGGCUCACUCACUGACACCUAGAUAAUGUGGAUGGCAAAAUUGCAUGUCUUUCCCUUGUCUGUCAAAGUCUGGGAGAGGACGGUCCAGGUAAUGUAGGGCAGGGUUCCCCAACUGGCAGGGAUUUAUUUGGCCUCCCAAGUUUUCUGAGCAAAAAAACAUAUAUAUAUAUAUAUAAUUAUAUAUUUUUUAAACGUUGUUGGACAUAAACGACUAAAAACACCAGCAAAUCAGCUCCAGGUGAAUUUAAUUUUGGAAAUCUCUUCCAAAGUAUUCCCAUGCAUAAUAGUGAAAUAGAUACAUGUGAUCGUAUACAAUGUAAACAAGGUUUGAAAUUAUUGUUUUAGUCAAAUAUAUCUGUUUGGGCAUUUUACGUUCAAUUUGCGGUCUACAAAUUAUUUGUAGUAAUGUACCAGUCCGCUGACCAUCCGCUCAAGAAAAUUUCAGCCUGCGGCUAAAUCUAGUUGAUGAUCCCUGAUGUAGGGGUUUGUGCUGGACAGUGCAUGAUAUAUUAGCCUAAGGCAUGACAAACAGGUCAUUAUGGAACUGUUACAGUGGUUAUAUCAACAUUUUGGCAACCACUGCCAUAGAAAUAUAAUGAAUAGAAUGUAAUUCUAUUUCUAUGUGGGGAACCAUAGAUAAAUAUUUGAGUCUUCAGUUGUGCUUCCUCAUAAAAAGGGAUUAAACUAGAGCUCUGGUCUUUUAUAUUACAGAGGUAAACAGAGUUUAUAAAAAGGAAUCUAACAGAUAAAUGGAAAUCAAUAUGAUCUAUGAUGAUGAUGUAUUUUAUUUUUUAUAUAGCACCUGAAGAUAUUUUGUGGUAACACCAGUACCAUUGUGGGUUUAAUGUACAAAGUAUAAUAAAGAGUUCUAUAUAUCUUUACAGUACCACACAUAUACCAAUGAGAUGAUUAAACACAAUUGGAAAGGGUCUGGAAAGAGCGGCGCAAACAUCUAUUGCAUGCAUAAAAAAAUGUUACAUCAUCUUGAACAAACAAAAAAAGUAAUGAUUCAAACUCCACUCUUUGUUGUUGACUAAUGAUUAUGAUUUAACAAACAUACAAAAAUAUGGGAAAUAUCCAGCUUUUAGCCAAGGUUUACAUUGGUCAGCACAUUAAUGGUCAUCCUUGUUCAAUGCGAUUGAGUUUUCAUUUGGCGGCCAUUAUCAUCUAUAUCACCCAAUAUCAUCAUCAUCAUCGUUGUGUUUGUCAUCUUCAGACUACACUUAUUAACACACAAAGCAUUUAAUCCCAAUAAUAUCUCAACUAAAAAUGUGCUCAUCACAUAUGGUACAAACAUUCAUCUUCAAUUUAGUUGUAUAGGUCUACAAGGUUACUAUUUUACAACAUUCAAGAUGUAUCUUUAAGAGAUGAAUAGAACAUAUUAUGUUCCAGUGUGGAUGUACCAUCAUCUUUAACACAGUCAGGUGGAAAAAGCAGCUCAGGUGUAAUUUUUUUAAUUUAACCUUUAUUUAACUAGGCAAGCCAGCUAAGAACAAAUUCUUAUUUACAAUGACAGUCUACCACAGCCAAACCCUAACCAAGAUGACGUUGGGCCAAUUGUGUGCCGCCCUAUGGGACUCCCAAUCACAGCCAGCUGUGAUAUAGCCCAGAAUCAAACCAGGGUCUGUAGUGACACCUCUAGCACUGAGAUGCAGUGCCUUAGACCGCUGCGCCACUUGGGAGCCCCCAAGUGGUAAUGACUAACACAGUAUCAAAGGUGUAAUGGUUAACACAGUAGCACAGGUGUAAUGGUUAACACAGAACAGUAGCACAGGUAAAGUGAACUGAAAGGGACCCCAGUGUUAAUUUUGGCACUCUGUAACAGAUUUAGUCAUUUUGACUUAAAUAUCAUUAAGUCUGAUUCACAUUUGAAUAAUGAUUUAGUGUAGUUAUUGUCAAAAUGACAAAAACAGUGGUCCUUUUUGUCAACUAAAUGCACUUUCAUUUUAGUAAUUUAGUCACUUCACAUUUGUAUUGCCUCAUUAACCUAUAGUAAACAUAAAUCACUGACUUCCAUGUGCACAAACACACAUACAGUAGUAGCUUUGUUCUACUAACAUACUUUUCUGCAUAAAAUCCUAUUCUCAUCCCAACAGCAGAAAUAUGACAAACAUAUAUAAGAAUUAUCUGGCCUCGGUCGCGUCAUUUCCAUUGUUAUUAACGUUCCACAGACGUCGCAGCCACAUUGAUGUCCAAAAGUAGAACAGGCCACAGACGUCAGUUCAACGUCUAGUUUUGAUUUACAUUUGGUUGAGUUGUCAACUAACCUUCAUAGGUGGUUUGAAGUCAGAUACAAAUCUGAUUCCUGGCCAAGUGACUUGUGUCUGAACGGGAAAAUCAGAUUUAUUUGCCCUCAAGUGGUUUUGAAAGUUGGAUAAUAUUUUCCUUUGAGGCUUUAAAAGUGUUCCUACACUAUGAUUUUGAACAUUCAAAGCAACUGGGAAACAUUCGACAUAACUUCUGAGUGAUGAGGAAUCAUGAACACCACCACCGAUCAGUUCUAAAAACUCUUGUUCAGUUCAAUUAGUAGUCAGACUUGAGAUCAUUUAGUCUCGUCUCGUUUUAGGCAACUGAAAUAUAUUUUUUUGUUUAGUUAUAGUUUUUUCUGGUCUAUUUAGUCAGUUAUAGUCUAGUCAACUGCCACUGAAAAAGUAGGUGUUUGACAAAUAUUUGAGUCCUUAUUUUUGUUGACUAAAGUAACUGUGGAACCCCCUCUGUGAAAGCACGGUGCACUCUGGAUACCCUUUCCACAUUUCUCACUUCAUAACCCCAUAAUAGUUUUUUGGGGUGUAAAUACAGUCAGUAUCUAACUGAAAAUUACAUACAGGUAACUGCCAAAAUAAAGGGAACACUUGUGUAAAUGAGGGAUACAAAGUAUAUUGAAAGUAGGUGCUUCCACACAGGUGUGGGUCUUCAGUUAAUUAAGCAAUUAAUAUCCCAUCAUGCUUAGAGUCAUGUCUAAAAAUGCUGGGCAGUCCAUUAUUUUGGCUACCGUGGCUAUGCCCCCAUACGAUUACAAGGCCCCUAUGAUCACUGAAUGGUUUGAUGAGCAUGAAAACCAGAUCUCAACCCAAUUUAACACUUAUGGGAGAUUGUGGAGCGGUGCCUGAGACAGAGCUUUCCACCACCAACAAAACACCAGCGUUUUCCCUCCAAUAGAGUUCCAGACACUUGUAGAAUCUAUGCCAAUGUGCAUUGAAGCUGUUCUGGCUCGUGGAGGCACAACGCCCUAUUAAGACUUUGUUGGUGUUUCCUUUAUUUUGGCAGUUACUUCUACAUUGAGUGACAUUCUAGUCCUUUACUCAGACCAAAAUAUAUAUUUCAAAUGUAGCCACUGCGACUAGACCAAAGCAACGUAACACAUUUGUUUGUAUUUGUCUUGUUUCUUUUCUUCCUUAGUGUGCAUAAGUAUACAAUUAUAUUUUAGCGUGUUUAGGUGUUCCGUUUCUUUAUUAAUCCAUGGUGUUUGUAGUCAUUCAUGUAUAUUUUCAUGCUGUAAAUUUAUUGUACAAAAUUACCUUUGUUUUUAAUUAAAGAUACAAAAUGUCA